Molecule: messenger RNA, 669 nt
Organism: Thlaspi arvense
Lineage: Eukaryota; Viridiplantae; Streptophyta; Magnoliopsida; Brassicales; Brassicaceae
Source: the annotation of a GenBank genome assembly
AUGGCGUCUUCUUCCCUAUCAACUCUCUGCAGCUCUGCUUCCUCGUCUCUACAUCCAAACUAUAAGCUCUCACAUUCUCCUUCCGCUAAAUUAUCUUCCAAAUCAAAUGUCUCCGUCCAGUUUCUGGGAAAGAGACAGCCCACACUUCUCUCCUCAUCCCCGAGAUUCCUCACCGUUAUCGCUAUGGCUCCACCGAAACCGGGAGGCAAAGCCAAAAAAGUUGUCGGAGUUAUAAAACUCGCUCUGGAGGCGGGGAAAGCAACUCCGGCGCCGCCUGUAGGUCCGGCGCUUGGUUCGAAAGGAGUCAACAUUAUGGCUUUUUGCAAGGAUUACAAUGCCAGAACCGCUGAUAAAGCCGGCUAUAUCAUUCCUGUUGAAAUCACAGUCUUCGAUGAUAAGAGCUUCACUUUCAUCCUCAAGACCCCUCCUGCUUCGGUUUUAUUGCUCAAGGCUGCAGGUGUUGAGAAGGGAUCGAAAGAUCCAAAGCAAGAUAAAGUUGGGACGAUAACAAUAGACGCCCUCCGCACGAUCGCGGCGGAGAAGCUUCCCGAUCUGAACUGCACCACCAUUGAAUCCGCAAUGAGAAUCAUCGCAGGAACUGCAGCUAACAUGGGGAUAGACAUCGACCCUCCGAUUCUUGAACCUAAGAAGAAAGCUGUUUUGUUGUAA